Agrilus planipennis (emerald ash borer) is the source of this 1105-nucleotide messenger RNA. RefSeq lists its product as uncharacterized. The transcript has a single exon. Gene Ontology annotation, biological process: positive regulation of cytoplasmic translation. Gene Ontology annotation, cellular component: cytoplasm. Gene Ontology annotation, molecular function: translation regulator activity; single-stranded RNA binding; zinc ion binding. The annotation marks the transcript as partial. NCBI's taxonomy places the organism in Eukaryota, Metazoa, Arthropoda, Insecta, Coleoptera, Buprestidae. The record is from RefSeq and is a predicted model, not a curated record.
AUGAGUGAUAACCAGGGCGAUAUCGUGAAGAUGAAGAUGGCAGAUUUACGGAAAAAGUUGGAAGAAUUGGAGCUGUCUACGCAAGGAAGCAAAAAGGAAUUACAGGAGCGACUCCGAACUGCACUGAUGAUGAACAAUGAGGCUAUUACGAAUGAUUAUGUCGAACCAGGUGAAGACGAAGAAGAUAACGAAAGUGAAUACGAAGAAGAUGACGAAGACGUUCCCAAAGCGACUAAGACGGGUUGCCGACGGAAGCAAACACGUGAACAAGUAUCCCUGACUUUUCGAGAUGUGGAAGAAUCAUUAGAAAAGUUCAGUGGUGAUGAAAAACUAAGCGUCACUCGGUGGUUGGAUGAUUUCGAGGAGAUGGCAGAAUUGUGUCAGUGGGUUGAUGUUCAGAAGGUGGCUUAUGCAAAACGUCUUCUCACUGGUUCAGCCAAGCUCUUCGUCCGAUACGAAAAAUGCGGUAAGACUUGGAAAAGUUUAAAAUCCGCGCUAAAAAGCGAGUUUGAGGAAGUGGUGGAUAGCUACAAGGUUCACCGCGAGUUAUCCAGGCGAAAUAAAAGGAACGACGAAACGUAUCAAGAGUAUACGUAUAAGAUGCUCGAGAUAGCCAGCCAAGCGGAUCUGGAACCUCGAACCGUAAUAAAGUACAUAAUAGAGGGAAUACCAGAAGACCCAGUUGAGAAAUCUAUUUUAUAUGGAGCGAAAACUAUCCGACAACUGAAGGAAAGGUUUUCUCAAUUUGAAGAUAUGAAGAGCGAGAUGAAGUCCCACAGGAAGAUCCAGGACAAGAAAGAAGACACCAUAAAACGCGUUUCCACAGGGGAGAAAAGCAGGCUAGGACUUCAAAGCGUAUCGAAUGUGAAACGGUGUCAUAUGUGUGGUGACAAAGGUCAUUUUAAAUCGGAGUGCCCGAAUAAACAAAAAGGAUUAAAGUGCUUUAAGUGUAAUGAGUACGGGCACAUUGCGAUUAAGUGCGGUAGUUCGGUACCAAAACCCACAAACACCCAGAAGACCAACAGCAUUUCAAGGAAUCACACCACGAAACAUACAAAGGAAAUCACCAUAACGGACGUCAAACUCACUGCGCUCAUCGACACAG